Messenger RNA from Centrocercus urophasianus (Greater sage-grouse), 805 nucleotides. RefSeq names its product zinc finger SWIM-type containing 7 (gene ZSWIM7). The coding region runs from base 230 to 625 and encodes 131 amino acids. NCBI's taxonomy places the organism in Eukaryota, Metazoa, Chordata, Aves, Galliformes, Phasianidae. Gene Ontology annotation, cellular component: Shu complex. The record is from RefSeq and is a predicted model, not a curated record. The transcript is spliced from 5 exons. Gene Ontology annotation, molecular function: zinc ion binding. Gene Ontology annotation, biological process: double-strand break repair via homologous recombination.
UCUCAUGUUAUCAUAGUCCACUUCGCCUAGCUCUCUUGUUUAUAUUGUGAUUGUAACAUCUUGAUAUCCAUUGCUUAUACAGACUGCUUUUCCUAAGUGUGAUUUUCCAUCUUAACAAGAAGUUCCAAUACACGAGAAUGUUAUGUUUCUGUGGACUGUAAUAAGAGCUAUAAACUAGCAGGGCCCUCAAAGACCAUGCUGGGAAAAGAACAACACACUUAAAGUUAGAAUGCCACAGAGUUCUCGGCUGAUGCCAAGAGAGCUUCAGGGAAAACAAUUGCCCGAUGACCUGCUGCUGGGGCUGAAGUUCAUAUUUGGCCCAUCUGCUGUCCCAGCUUUGGAUUUGGUGGAUCACCGUUCUGUCACCCGAGUUGUGUCCCCGAGUGGAAGGACUGCCUAUCAGGUCCUUGGGAGCUCAGGCAAACUCUACACCUGCUACAGUUCCUGCCACUUCUGCACGUGUCCUGCUUUUGGUUUCACUGUACUGCAGAAGAGCGAGAGCCUUCUGUGCAAACAUAUACUUGCCGUCUACCUCAGCCAGGCCAUGGGAGCCUGUCAGGAGCUGACUGUCUCUGAGGAGCAGCUCACAAGCAUCUUACUGGCUGAGGAAGAGGAUGAAGGAUGAAGGACUCAGAUCACAUGCACAUGUGAUUUCCAUGUACCUCCUGGCUGCAUAGCCAGCAUUUUUCUUGUCUACAUGGCUGUCAAAUGUCCAUUGCGGCUGGUAGGCUUAUUCUUGUGCUGUAAUCAAGUAUGGCUUAAUUAGCAGCUUUGCACUGAUACAUAAUAAAUGGUAAGAAGCCUG